Messenger RNA from Leptopilina heterotoma, 3008 nucleotides. It is a transcript of the gene Grip, whose product is annotated as glutamate receptor-interacting protein 2. Lineage: Eukaryota; Metazoa; Arthropoda; Insecta; Hymenoptera; Figitidae. Bases 1052 to 2911 code for a protein of 619 amino acids. Gene Ontology annotation, molecular function: protein binding. Gene Ontology annotation, biological process: neurotransmitter receptor transport, endosome to postsynaptic membrane. The transcript is spliced from 5 exons. The record is from RefSeq and is a predicted model, not a curated record.
UAUUAUAAACCGAAAAAAGUCUCUCUCAAAUUUCGCGAAUAUAUAAAUCCAUUAAAAACGAAAUUCAAAGGCGGAACAAAAAAACCCAAAAAAAAACAGAAAUUAAAUACAGAAAGAUAGAAAAAUAAAUAGAGAAAAAUUUGAAAAUUUCAUGAAAGUUCCGGUCAAUGGACCUCAAUAUCCCUCUCACAAGUUAAUGUUUUUCAACACGCCUAUAUACUUAGCCUUCAGAUUAAAUGUUUUAAUGAGAAAUACAGACAUAUUUGACGUUUAAAAGCGACCGCGGGGCGCCCGCAGGGCCGCGUACAAAAUUUCGCGACUCUCAACAUCAAGAAACAUGUCCUGUCCUAUUAAUAGAAAAUCACGUCUCACACGCGAUCCGUCCCUUAAGACGUGGAGUUAUUUUCGCCCCGCGACUCGCUACAAUUCUUCGUUCAGUGCUUUUCAAGUUUCGUCGAGAGUAAAGUGCGCGCUUUCCGAUUUUCGUGAUAGCUUUAAACUUGGAGACAAAAGAGAUGUUACAAUAAAAAUAUAAAUGACACUUUGAAAAAUGCCGAAACUAAAAGUCGACCUUGUUCCACAUUCGGAUCAUAUUCCUCUCAUUCAUUGAAUUUUUUCAUGUUUUCAAAUUUUCAAAUUCUAGAUAAUAAAAUUAUUGAAUAUUAUUUAUUAUUUAUAUAUUUAUUGAAUUAAAUUAAUAUUUAUCGGACGUAAAUAAAUAAGUAAAUAAAUUUGCAAGGUUUUGGUAAUUAUUCCAGCAAAAAUUGUGAAAGUUAACGAAAAAUUGGUCAAGUGUCCGCAAUCUAAAUUUACGGGUAUCAUAAAGUCGCGCCUUGCCAAAAAAUAUUACGAUAUAAAAUUUAUAUGAAAAAGAAGUGCCAAAAAUAUUUUCUGUGAAAAAAAAUUGAAAAAAAGUGUUAAAGAUUUGUUUUGUCCAGAUUAUUUCGAAUAUUGAAAAUUUGUCGCUUUUUCGCAAACAUAUUUUUUUUGUCAAGCUAAGAAAAAUAAAUAAAAAUGAAUUAUUUUGAAUUAUAAAGAGAAAAUUUACCAAAUGGCAAAGAUGUUCAGUUCACUGCGUUUGGCGACGAUGCGCUCGCACAAAAAUCGUGCACGUCCAGGUAGUGUUGCAACGUCGGCGAGUUCCGAUUCGCCACGCAGCGACGAGCAAUAUUAUCCAUCGGGAUUCCUCUCCAUGGAGGAAAUGGAGAACAAUCCCUGUCCAAUAAGCGUUUCGUCGAAAGUCGCUCAGGUGAGAAUUGAAAGAGAGGGCGGCAGUUUGGGAGUGACAUUACGUGGCGGUGUUGCGAGAGCAUUAAUAGUGACGAGUGUCAAAUCCGAUGGACCUGCCGCAAGGGAAGGAAGAGUUAGACCCGGUGAUCGAUUGCUCGCCGUCGAUGAGACUGAAUUGCGAGGUCUCUCAUUGGCCGAGGCGCAACGUGCUCUUCGCCGUAGUUCCGAUGCUCCCGUUGCAUCCCUCACCAUUGAAUACGACAUCGCCAAUAUGGACGAGGCGAGGGCCGCCACUUCCGGUCCGCUUCUGGUUCAACUCGAGCGAGGACCUUCCGGUGAAUUAGGACUCACAGUGAGAGAGACUCCAAACGGCGUCUAUAUUGAGAGUCUUCGGCCAGCGAGUACAGCGGAUCGUUGCGGUGCCCUUCAACCAGGCGAUCGUCUUCUUGCCGUUGAUGACACGACGGUGCAGGACGCAGUGAAUGCUGCGAAACUUCUUCGCAAUUCAUCGGAUAAUUGUCGAUUAGCUCGACUGGAAAUUCUGCCGAGACCGCCGAGUUCAUCGAAUAGAACCAUUAAACGCAGGGCACAGGCACAAAAAAUCCUCAAUCAAACACUCUAUAUGAAGGAGAAUUUAACAAUUGUCCUGAGGCCCGAUCAUCGAGGUUUGGGUCUCGUUCUUAAACUCUCCGAAGAUCAUCUCAAUUACAUUGUUGACAUUCUCGAACCCGGUGGACCAGCCGAAAGAAGUGGCGUUCUUCUGCCAGGCGAUAAAGUCAUCGCCAUUAAUCGACGAAUAUUACGCGAUCUCCCUCCGUCCGAAGUUGCCAUUCUUCUCGAAUCUUCUCAGGUUGAAUUGGUGACGGAAUAUAAAGUUGGAGGCGCAGUGGUACCAAGUUCGGGAAUAUUUAUGGUUAGAGUUGCGAGACCAUCUGGAUGUCAGCCAGAUUUGGGUCUCACUGUAAAUGAGGAUUUGGAAAUUGCCGAAGUCCGCCGAGGAUCAUUAUCAUAUCGCACUGGAAGUUUAUCGCCAGGCGAUCGACUAUUGGCAAUCGAUGGUCAAAAAUUAGACCCGGGCGAUCUUCGCGAAGCUGCUCAAUUACUCCAUCGACCUGGGAAUUCCGUAGUCGGUCUCACGGUUCGCAAACCGGAUCUAGUCUCAGAUACAAGGGAAUCGAGUAUAGCCGGAGAUUCCAUACAACAAUAUCCAAAUGGUAUUUUGCGUUCCGCGAGGGAGAGUUUGCCGAGUGUCGACAGCGCCGUCGAUUCCUGGGGCGAAAUCGGAGAAGUUUGUGGACCGGAAAUAUUAAGACUCUGGGACACGACGUCAAUUGACAGUGGUCAAUUAGAACUGCCAAUGCCUUCUUAUCAAAGUUCGAGUCCAGACACACGUGACCAACAGAUAGUGCACGUCUCCCUGCACAAGGAUCCAGUUUACGAGGACUUUGGCUUCUCCGUGUCCGAUGGCGUUUACGAGCGUGGCGUCUAUAUAAAUCGCUUGCGACCAGGUGGCCCUUGCGAUGGAAUUUUAAAACCCUACGAUCGCAUUCUCCGUGUAAACGAUUCAAGUACCGAAGAUUACGAUUGCUGUCUGGCGGUUCCACUUAUUGCGGCAGCUGGUUCACGUUUGGAUCUCACAGUAGCGAGACCAAAUCUCGAUAAUGUCAACAAGACUCUAUAAAAAGAAAAUUAAUCCAUUUCAAUUAAAACAAGUCUUAAUUUUGGUUUUAUUUUUGUACACAUGCGUUUAUUUAUAAAAAUAUAUGUAUAAUACAUUA